This is a messenger RNA of Pelobates fuscus (common spadefoot toad), 1902 nucleotides long. RefSeq names its product solute carrier family 25 member 34 (gene SLC25A34). Bases 463 to 1395 code for a protein of 310 amino acids. The record is from RefSeq and is a predicted model, not a curated record. NCBI's taxonomy places the organism in Eukaryota, Metazoa, Chordata, Amphibia, Anura, Pelobatidae. The transcript has 5 exons.
GAUGUGUGUUCACAGAGGCAGUGCAUGGCUGACACAGGAUUGUUAAUGAUACCAGUUUGGAAUACACGGCAGUCACACAGAGAGGAGACAGUGAGAGAGAAGCUCUGUGACCGGCUAAGCUACAGAAAGAGUCACACACAGCCAUCCGCAGACUGGUUCACACUGGAUACAAAGUUUAUCUCUGGUCCUUAGCAACUUACCUGAGCCAAGAUUAUCCUUAACUUGAGAUACAGCAUAUCUGACGGCCACCUAUCAGCACUAUCUGGGCAUCGAGCUUGGGACUGUGCCAGGGCCAUUGGCUCUAUCACCGGGGACUUUCUAAUUACUCUUCAAAUUCACGCUUCCGAUAAUAACGCACAGAUUGGAACUCUGUGCGCAACACAACACACUAUUAGGAUGUGUUUUUAAAAUAUCAAAAAUUUUACUUUUUUCCUUGGGAAUUUAUUUAUUUAAACACUAAGUAUGACCACUCCACCAACUCACCCAGCCAUCUACAUCUCUCCACCGGUGGAUUUUGUGCUUGGUGCAUCGGCAUGCUGUAUGGCUUGUGUAUUUACUAACCCUUUGGAGGUGGUGAAGACGCGGCUUCAGUUGCAAGGAGAGCUCAGGUCCCGGGGGUCUUACACACGCCAUUACAGAGGAGUCUUGCAAGCCAUGGUGGCUGUAGGGCAAGCAGAUGGACUACGUGGACUGCAGAAAGGACUAACCGCUGGGCUGCUUUAUCAGGGACUAAUGAACGGCGUACGCUUUUACCUGUACUCGCAUGCUGAAGACAUAGGACUGACACAGAAACCAGGUGGAAAUAUAGCAGCUGGAGCCAUUGCUGGGGCCAUAGGUGCUUUAGUGGGAAGUCCUGCAUAUCUGGUAAAGACUCAUCUGCAGGCUCAGACUGUGGCUGCAAUCGCAGUUGGACACCAGCACAAUCACCAGAGUGUGAGCAGUGCCUUUGAAACCAUCUAUAGGAAGCAAGGGAUUCUGGGACUAUGGCGUGGUGUAAAUGGAGCGGUACCCAGAGUUAUGGUGGGCUCUGCUGUCCAGCUGGCAACAUUUGCGAGUGCCAAGGAAUGGGUAAAAAGGCAAAAGUGGUUUUCCGAAGACAGCUGGCUGGUUGCACUGACUGGUGGAAUGAUCAGCAGUGUUGGUGUAGCCAUCGCCAUGAUGCCGUUUGAUGUGGUCAGUACACGAUUGUAUAACCAACCUGUGGAUGUAACCGGCAAGGGGAGAUUGUACACAGGCUUCUUAGACUGUUUUUUGAAGAUCAUACAUAAAGAAGGGAUUCUAGCUCUUUAUAAAGGGAUUGUUCCUGCAUACGUUCGACUGGGGCCACACACCAUCCUUAGCCUGCUGUUUUGGGAAGAACUGAGAAAAUUGACAUAUUAUUAUCAGCACCACUGAGAUUCUACUGCAGAAGGGAACUUAUAUGCCAAACUGGGGGUUGAUAACUUGUGAGCUUGACCAAACAAUCUGGUGAUUAAAACAUCAGGGUGACGUAUAGUGUGGCAUUUUUAAUUUCCACUGAAGAUCUGGAGAUGAGUAGAAAAAUAAAAGGGAAUCAACCCAACAGAUCUCAACAGACAACCCCUAGUCAUAAGGAUGCCAUGAAGGGGUAUCAACAUCUAAUCCUGCAACUCUCACUACCUCCAGGAUCAUGUAAGUGGGAGAACUAAGCCUGAACUAAGAUUGAAUGUGCUUCCCACCAGCUAUCAACUGGGGCCAGAUUCUCCAUCUACAGCCCCUCAUCAGGAUUUCAGCUCAAUAUUCAGAGGGUGGUGUUAUUUCAGGAUAUCCUGAUUUACCUUUUGAUAUAAAGCAACUUUGUACCUCAUACUGUACCGUGUUUAACACAUUCCUCAAAUUUAAAAUAAAAUUAAAUAUAAAGGUUUGCAUGUUUUGACUAAAAAA